AUGAAGCGGUUCUUCCAGCCGGCGGUCCCGGACCCGAGCAAGCGCGCCAAGGGUUCGGGCGACGACCCGACGGGAUUGGGAGGAACCGCCAAGGGAUUGGGCGACAACGACAAGAGGUCAGAUCCGCGCAGCUUCGUCACCUGGAACGCCAACUCGCUGCUGGGCAGGCUUCGCAAGCAGCCGGACAAGGACGCGCUGUUCGAGUACCUCCGUGAGAAGGAUCUGCCGGACGUGAUAUGCGUCCAGGAGACGUGGCUGCCGGCGGCGGCUCCCAACCGGCGCGGGACGCUCAAGGACGACACCAAAGCCGCGAGGGAGGACGCCGCCCUCAUCCACCUCUGCCUCCGCCAGAAGCCCCUCAGCGCCUACCGCCCCUACUGGUCCUGCGCCGACGUCAAGCGAGCAGGGUGCGCGGUGCUCGUAAAGAAAGACGUCGACGUCGUCUCCGUGCGGCGGAGUUUAACGGCUUCAAACGGCGCAAACGGCGACGUCGCGCACGACGAGGGCAGGGUGCUGCUCCUCGAGUUCCGUUCGUUCGUCCUGUUGAACACGUACGCGCAGAACAACGGGUGGACGCAGGAAUCGUUCGCGAAGCGCCGGCGAUGGGACGCGGAGGUGCACGCGUUCAUCGCGGGAAACACGGCUGGCGCGACGCCUCGGCCCCGGUUUGACGACUCGGACCUGAACGCCACGAGCCGCCGCUUCAAGCCGCUGAUGUGGACCGGGGACCUGAACGUGUGCCACAAAGAGAUCGACGUCACCCACCCGCGAUUCUUCGCGACGCAAAAGCCGGAGGGGCGCAAGGGGAAGCCGCCGCCGGAGACCCCGACAGAUCCCGGCGACUGCGGCCAACCCGGAUUCACGCGCAACGAGCGAACGCGGUUCGAGCGACUCGUCACCGCCCACGCGCUCGUCGACGCGUACAGACGGCAGCGCGGUGACGUUAAGGACGCGAUGACGUGGAUGGGACAUCCGGGCGUCGUCGCCGUGGGCAAGUACCGCGGCAUGGGCAUGCGUCUGGACUACUUCUUCGUGGAGACGGAGCUCGCGAAUCGCGUCGAGGUUUGCGAGCAGGCGACGGACGGGAUGGGGCUCGCGGCGAUGGCGGAGCGGCCCGCGUCCGCGUUUUUCGGGAGCGAUCACUGCGCGGUGUACCUACGACUGAAAGAUGUGCCUCUCGAUGGCGCGCACGAUGGCGGGGACGGGAGUGGGAAGAGCGACGGGGAGGGCGCGACGACGCCGACGGUUGGGACCUAA
Molecule: messenger RNA, 1257 nt
Organism: Micromonas commoda
Lineage: Eukaryota; Viridiplantae; Chlorophyta; Mamiellophyceae; Mamiellales; Mamiellaceae
Exons: 2
Coding region: 1-1257 (418 amino acids)
Biological process (GO): base-excision repair
Cellular component (GO): nucleus
Molecular function (GO): double-stranded DNA 3'-5' DNA exonuclease activity; DNA-(apurinic or apyrimidinic site) endonuclease activity; phosphoric diester hydrolase activity
Source: RefSeq, a predicted model, not a curated record